CUCCUGGGCAUCCAAUGGGAGGGAAGACUGGGAUCGAGCUCCGAUCGAGGCUAAGAAGCACUGAAGGACUAAGACCCAGCCGUUCCUGCUCGCCGUUGCAGCUGCUUCUGCCUCUGUCCACCGAGGCAGUUCACCCCAGGCCUAUCUCCGAGGUCUGCCAGCGGCUACUUCCCACAGCCUCCGCCAUGGGUCUGGAGCUCUACCUGGACCUGAUGUCCCAGCCCUGCCGUGCCGUCUACAUCUUCGCCAAGAAGAACGGCAUCCCCUUCCAGCUGCGUACCAUCGAGCUGCUUAAAGGUCAGCAGUACACUGAUGCCUUUGCCCAGGUGAACCCUUUGAGGAAGGUGCCGGCUUUGAAGGAUGGGGACUUCGUCUUGGCAGAGAGUGUGGCCAUCUUGCUGUAUUUGAGUAGAAAGUACAAGGCCCCUGACCACUGGUACCCUCAGGACUUGCAGACCCGAGCUCGUGUGGAUGAGUACCUGGCUUGGCAGCACACAGCCCUGCGGAGCUGUUGCACCAGGGCCAUGUGGCAGAAGAUGAUGUUCCCUGUGUUCCUGGGACAGCCAGUUCCUCCUGAGAUGUUGGCAUCCACCUUGGCCGAACUGGAUGGGUGCCUGCAGAUGCUGGAGGACAAGUUCCUGCAGAACCAGGCCUUCCUAACAGGACCCCAAAUCUCCGUGGCUGACUUGGUGGCCAUCACGGAGCUGAUGCAUGAUGAAGGCCUGUCAGUGCUGGCUGCAAAAUCUUUGAGAGCCGACCCAAACUGGCUGCGUGGCGUCAGCGGGUGGAAGCCGAAGUGGGGGAGAGCCUCUUCCAGGAGGCCCAUGAAGUCGUCCUGAAGGCCAAAGAUAUGCCUCCCUUGAUGGACCCGACCUUGAAGGAGAAACUGAAGCUCUCUGUGCAAUACUUACUGCACUGAGGGAACAG
Messenger RNA from Rattus rattus (black rat), 927 nucleotides. RefSeq names its product glutathione S-transferase theta-3. Bases 15 to 839 code for a protein of 274 amino acids. NCBI's taxonomy places the organism in Eukaryota, Metazoa, Chordata, Mammalia, Rodentia, Muridae. The record is from RefSeq and is a predicted model, not a curated record. The transcript has 6 exons. Gene Ontology annotation, biological process: glutathione metabolic process. Gene Ontology annotation, molecular function: glutathione transferase activity. Gene Ontology annotation, cellular component: cytoplasm.